AUGCAGAGACCAGGCGGCCAGGGGACGGCGUUUUCAAUCGAUUCCCUGAUAGGGACCCCGCAGCCCAGACCGGGACACCUGCUCUACACGGGCUAUCCUAUGUUCAUGCCGUACAGACCUUUGGUUAUUCCGCAAGCUUUAUCCCAUUCGCCUUUAUCGUCUGGUAUACCUCCACUGGCGCCUUUGGCAUCUUUCGCUGGACGUCUCACCAAUACGUUCUGUGCGAGUUUGGGACAGGGGGUGCCCUCCAUGGUUGCGCUCACUACGACGCUGCCAAGUUUCUCGGAUCCUCCGGACAGUUUCUAUCCACCUCAAGAGCUGCCGGGACCCCGUUUAAGUGCUGUCGAUCCGGGGGCGAGGAGGCAGGAAAGUCCGCACUCCGAGGAGCUGCACACCAGGGACAAGGGCUCCGAGCUGCUAAACUUCUCUGAAACUUUUCAGACAAUAUCAGGUGAGACCAAACUGUACAGUUCAGAUGACGAGAAGUUGGAGCUAAAGUCAGCAGACACGGUGUGCAGCGACCGUGAGGACAGCUCUGCAGACAGCGAGAACGAAAGCUUCUCAGACGGGAACAACUGCAGCUCCCUUUCCCAAAAGAGCAAACUAAAAACCGGCUCGCAGGAGGCGCUACCGACGGGAAGCUCUGCCGGGAAGAGCCGGAGGAGACGAACAGCCUUUACCAGUGAGCAGCUCCUUGAACUUGAAAAGGAGUUUCACUGUAAAAAGUACCUUUCUCUCACCGAGCGCUCCCAAAUAGCACAUGCACUUAAACUGAGCGAGGUGCAGGUCAAGAUUUGGUUUCAGAACCGCAGGGCCAAAUGGAAAAGGAUCAAAGCCGGCAACGUCAACAACCGGUCAGGAGAGCCGGUGAGAAAUCCCAAAAUUGUGGUCCCCAUCCCGGUGCACGUCAACAGGUUUGCUGUGAGGAGUCAGCAUCAACAAAUAGAACAAGGGACCAGGCCAUGA
Molecule: messenger RNA, 966 nt
Organism: Myripristis murdjan (pinecone soldierfish)
Lineage: Eukaryota; Metazoa; Chordata; Actinopteri; Holocentriformes; Holocentridae
Gene: gbx1
Product: gastrulation brain homeobox 1
Exons: 2
Coding region: 1-966 (321 amino acids)
Biological process (GO): regulation of nervous system development; regulation of transcription by RNA polymerase II
Cellular component (GO): nucleus
Molecular function (GO): RNA polymerase II transcription regulatory region sequence-specific DNA binding; DNA-binding transcription factor activity, RNA polymerase II-specific
Source: RefSeq, a predicted model, not a curated record